CGGUAUCAUUCCAUGCGUGUAAGAUGGAAUACAGCUGCCUCGAUAAUCUCGCAUGUACGAGUACGGAGCAAUGACCUAUAUAAAUGCCAUGGCGUGUCCCCGCGCGCGCAUGGCUGCUUCUGGUCUCUGCGGCAGCUCUUUUGACAUAGUCCAGGGCCCAUCCAGCAGAUUGUCGAGCUGAGCUCCUCUCCUCCAGAUAGCUAUCCAGCAGCAUCACCAACAUCACCAACAUGCAGUCCAAGCUGCUCCUCGCCCUCUCGGCCGCUGCCGUUGCGCCCACCGCCGCCGAGCAGGUUCUCGGCGUCUACAUCUUCCACCGCCAUGGCGAUCGCACGUCCAAGUCGUGGACUCCCGUCAGCCUGACCCCCCUCGGCGCCGACCAGGUGGCCAGCUCGGCCGACUUCUUCCGCAAGCGCUACAUCGACGACGGCGCCUCGCUGCAGAUUGCCGACAUCAGCGCCGACAAGGCUGUGCUCUCGCAGCUGGCCAUCACGGCCCCGGUGGACAAUGUGCUGCAGAACUCGGCCGGCGUCUUUGCCCAGGGCCUGUAUCCCGCCAACAAGGCUGCCGGGUCCACCAAGCUGGCCAACGGCACCACCGUCGUGGCUCCUCUCGGCGGAUACCAGUACAUCCCCGUCAACACCGUCACCUCUGCCAGCUCGGCCGGCUCCGAGUCCAGCGCCUGGCUCCAGGGCAGCAGCGGCUGCAGCAACGCCGUCGUCAGCUCAAACAACUACUUCCUGACCCCAGACUAUCUCAGCACCUUCAACGACACCAAGGACUUUUACCAGAACUUGCUGCCUGUCAUCAACACCACGUUCAACUCCAGCACGGCCACCUUUAAGAACGGCUACACAAUCUUUGACUACAUCAAUGUCGCCACAAUUCACAACUCCUCCAUCCCCUCUGACAACCUCCUCACCAAAUCCACGCUCUCCAACCUCUAUGACUACGCCUCUACUCACGAGUGGAACCUUGCCUACAACGGCAGCGACCCCGUCCGCGCCAUUGCCGGCUCCGUUCUCGCCGGCCAGAUCGUGACUGCUCUCCAGGGCGUCGCCGACGGCAAGGCCGUUCCCAAGUUCAACAUCCAGUUUGGCGCCUACGCCGCCUUCAUGUCCUUCUUCGGCCUUGCUCAGCUGCCCGCUGCCUCCAACGACUUCUACGGUAUCUGCAACUACGCCUCCGCCAUGGUGCUCGAGCUCGUCGCCCCCAGCGCCACCCAGACCUCCGAGGACGAUCUGACCGUUCGCUUCCUCUGGUCCAACGGCACUGCUGCCGAGAACGGCAUCAAGGCCUACCCCCUGUUUGGCCAGAAGGAGACUUCCAUCAGCUGGAACGACUUCAAGACUGGCAUCAACAAGUUUGCCGUCACAAACACCUCUGACUGGUGCACCACCUGCGGCAACACCGACGGCAGCUGUGCCUCCAACACCACCGCCAACGCUUCGUCUGAAAAGUCCACCGACCACAGCAACAUCACCAGACCCGUUGCUGGCGUCAUUGGUGCUCUUGUCACUCUGGGUGUCAUCUUCCUCGUCGAGGCCCUCGUUAUGCUGCUUGGCGGCCUGCGUCUCGUUAAGAAGUCGACUCUGGCCAAUGCCCACGCAGCCGCCUCUCCUGCGGUUUCCAAGGCAUAGUUUUGAUGGAGUGAAUGUUAUAGUGUAGUUGCUGACGGAUGGGGAAUGGGAGGAUAAUGAGAUAUAGGUAUAUACCCAAUGAAAUAGUAACGUUUGGCAUGAUCAACUUGAACUGCAAGCAUACCACAUGGUUCAAAUAGUGCGAGCAUUGAUAAAUCGUUCACCGUUUAUCCUGUAUAGACUGGUUUGCUUCCA
This is a messenger RNA of Trichoderma atroviride IMI 206040, 1835 nucleotides long. The record is from RefSeq and is a predicted model, not a curated record. Lineage: Eukaryota; Fungi; Ascomycota; Sordariomycetes; Hypocreales; Hypocreaceae.